Vollenhovia emeryi is the source of this 938-nucleotide messenger RNA. RefSeq names its product odorant receptor 43a-like. The record is from RefSeq and is a predicted model, not a curated record. Gene Ontology annotation, molecular function: odorant binding; olfactory receptor activity. Lineage: Eukaryota; Metazoa; Arthropoda; Insecta; Hymenoptera; Formicidae. Gene Ontology annotation, biological process: detection of chemical stimulus involved in sensory perception of smell; sensory perception of smell. The transcript has 6 exons. Gene Ontology annotation, cellular component: plasma membrane. Bases 60 to 527 code for a protein of 155 amino acids.
UACAAAAUACUGUAACUGAAAGUAUACUGCAACUUCCUGCACAUCAUAGAAUUUACUUUAUGUACCAGAACAUUUGUCGUGCAGUUCAUAUCCAUCGAAGAAGUAUAUUCAUUAUGAGUUCCUUAAUGAACAGUAUACACAUGUGGUAUUUACCUUUACUUGUAUUUGGCGUCAUAUCUUCCAGUUGUAUUAUUUUUCGGUUACUCAAUGCUAUAACGCUAUUAAAUGAUUAUUCUGAAUUAUUUAUAUCCGUUAUGCUGUGUUUUGGUCACUUAGUAUAUAUGUUUAUGGCGAAUUUUUGUGGACAAGCAAUUAUCGAUCACAGUUCAGAGAUGUGGAUAGCCGUAUAUAAUACAUUGUGGUACGUAGCUCCGCUAUCUGUUCAAAAAUUACUGUUGUUUUUACUAAAAUCCGUGAAAGUCUUUAAACUAGAAAUUGGUGGUAUUUUUAUCCCAUCUUUGGAAGGAUUCUCCACGCUUAUCACUUCGACAAUAUCAUAUUUUACAAUAAUAUAUACUAUGCGAUGAUGAAAUAAUACAAAAAAAGUAAGUACACACAAAGUUACUAUCAAGCUGAGUGAUGCGUGUAUUUCUGCGGUGAGUAAAGCAUAAGUUAUCUGGGGGAAUAUAUUUAAAAUUUUAACCAUAACUUUGGUUAGGACAAUGUUAAUUCUUGACACGGAAUCGAAUUUAUAUAAAAGACUUACUUCUAAAACGUAUAAAAGAACAAAAAACUGAGUCAACUCCAACCCUGAUAAAGAGUUACUCAAUAGUUUAUACGUAAUGAACAUUACAGCAUACUUAAAGAACUUGCUAACAUUAAAACCUAAACACGUAGUGUUUCGGUUUACCUAUACACACCUAUAUCUUAUUUAUGUUUUAACUUUGGCGGUUACAUUCGCUCGUUAAGGCCAUUCUACAAUUGCGUAAAUGUAGUUG